CUGUACAGAAGUGUCACUGUCAUGUCAAACAAAAUGAAAAAUAACGAUGAAAUAAAAUAGUUUAAAGAUAAACAUCCACCUUCAAUAGCCCAAGCCUUAAUAAACAUGUUUAAAAAUAGACUAUUCACAGUAUUAAGAGCAAUUAGAAAAAUUCCAUCCAAUGUUUCAAGUUCUCAAAUUCGUAAAUACACACCUGCCACUUUAAGGUUGCUUGGGGCUACAGUAUUUUGCGCGGAAAACCAAGAUGGGUACAUUUCUGGUAUAUAUGAUGGGAACUUGGAACACGAAUUUCUGAUACGGCAAGCAACAACUGUAAACGUUAACGCGGCGACGCAGCUACUUACAGUUACUCUUGUUGCCAUACAAGAUACGAGUGAGAGGUUGAGGGAUGCUCUAUCAAAAGAGAUAUGCCUAGUACAACAAGCAAUGGAGUGGGGGGAAGUCACUCCCCCAGAGCACUGGGACCAGCUGGUAGCGGUUCGCGGUACUCUCUGUGACUUGAGACACAAUCUAAGAACACUCUAUAGUUAUUUGGAUUAUGCGGAGAAACUUGCAACAGUAGCAGCAGAAAUAUCAUACCUUUCAGGAAACAAUGCAGCCUCCGAUGCCAUUUGUGAAAGAAUAGAGCAAGCUCUCAGGUCUUGCAACAUUCAAAAGCAAUUGAACCAAGGGCUUCAAGAAGAGAGCUUAGAAUUACAACAGAAGGCGAUCAUCAGUUCACCACAACUUGAAGAUAAACUGGUAAAUGAUGCUACAGACAAGAAGCAACAGACAACAGAUGAUGCCAUAGACAAAGUAAAAUUGACAAUAGAUGAUGCCUUAGAUAAAGUGAAAUUGGCCACAGAUAAUGCAAUAGACGAAGAGAAAGUGACCACAGAUAAUACCAAAGACAAUAACUCCGAUAUUAAAUCAUGAAAGUGUUUUCUAUUUUAACACGUUCAAUGCCAAUGACUCCUAUUGUUAGUUCACUUUAACAUGUAAUAAUUGUAGUGGCAUACUACUCUUUUUACAUAAUAAAGUGGACUUGUGUGUCGGUGGCACUUAAUGUGUGAAUGCUGAAUUAAUUGGAGAAAGUUUAGUAUCUACUUGCAUUGGUAAUUUAAUUUUUACAUAUCUACGAGUACAUUGUAUCUAGAAAACAAAA
Messenger RNA from Papilio polytes (common Mormon), 1144 nucleotides. RefSeq lists its product as uncharacterized. The record is from RefSeq and is a predicted model, not a curated record. Gene Ontology annotation, biological process: apoptotic process. NCBI's taxonomy places the organism in Eukaryota, Metazoa, Arthropoda, Insecta, Lepidoptera, Papilionidae. The transcript is spliced from 4 exons. Gene Ontology annotation, cellular component: mitochondrion. The coding region runs from base 106 to 915 and encodes 269 amino acids.